Molecule: messenger RNA, 1698 nt
Organism: Desarmillaria tabescens
Lineage: Eukaryota; Fungi; Basidiomycota; Agaricomycetes; Agaricales; Physalacriaceae
Exons: 4
Coding region: 380-1381 (333 amino acids)
Source: RefSeq, a predicted model, not a curated record
AGAAAAGACACAGGGAAAUUGCUGCCGAAACACGCGGUCAUUUUAUCGACGGUCCCUCAGUGAAGGCGUUCCUGAAACAGUAUAUGCCCUGGAAUGACACUACUCCCAAAAACUACAAGCAAAAACAACCAAGCAAGUCCAAAAAGGGGUUACUUAUUUCCAUGGCAGGCCUGAGCGAAUCUGACAUGUACGGGAGAUAUAUUAAGGCUCUUCAUAACUGGCCCUCGUCGCUGAAUACAGAGAAAUCAGAUUACUUGUCAAUUCACAUCCGGCUUGGGAAGUUUCGUGACCCAGACACAAACUGCGGUAAUCUCGCAGUCGAUAUUGGAGUGUACGACGCCGACAACAUGCCAGAGGGUCGCGCCAUGAUCACUCGCUCAUGGAAACGCAAACAGAGCUGAAGGCCCACGAUAACUAUGUGGACGCUUCGCUCGAUUCAUACGCUGGGACCGAUCUGGAGCUAUCGUCAGCAAGCGGUUCGACUACACUGAGGAAACGACCACGCUCUUCAACUUCUACAAGCGCUUCGCACAGUUAUCACCGAACCAACGGGGUAAAGAGCACCACCAUCUCUUCCAUCGUAGACGACGAUCCCGACGCCAUAAUUGCUCGGGAAAAACCCAGCCUAUACGAUACGGAUGUGAUGCCGGGGGCUAAACCGAAAAGAGAGAUUAAAGUCGAGGACCAGAAACUGUUCCGUAUGGAUCUGGCCCUUGAAGGUGAAGCUCGUCGAUUUGUGGUGUGUGCACCGAAGUUUGAUGAUGGCGCAUUCUCACCAUUCGGACGAUCCACGCGCCGAGCUUUGGCUAUCGAUUUGGAUAGUCCUGAUCUCCGAAAGCCUCAUGGAGGGCUGCUGUUCAUGAAGGACUAUUGGCGUGAAGACUCUUCUCGGACUGCCAAAGAAUCUGAUAUCUAUCAUCUUCUUGCCCAGCACAAAGUUCCCUAUGUAGCUGAAAUGGAGACUGGCGGCGACGUCCCGGACAUGGUCACGAUCACACAAGAUCACGUUCGGAAACUGUCGACUUCACCAUCCGGUAACGAGAUCUACCGUCUCCCUAGUCUGCAGGGCCACCGAAUUUUCUUGAAGACCACUGGAAGAGAUCUCACAGCCUUCUUCAACGCCAAGGACUUGGUGAUCUGUAUCGCGGAUGCUAUGGAAGCUCACCAAGCAGCUUUCGACAGAGUGUGUAUUUACUACCGCGAUAUCAGUGUUGGCAACAUUAUGAUCAGCCCAAACAACAGAGGGUCUCUCAUCGACUGGGAUCACUGCGUCAUCCUUACUGAAAGAACAGGCAACCAACGUGUAGGCAAAACCGGCACAUGGCAGUUUCUGUCUGCGCAGCUCCUGGCUUCCUCCGGCAACAUACACACACACUUGUAGACGAUAGGGAAUCCUGCCUCUGGGUUCUCCUAUAUGUAGCUCUCCGGCAUAUCCGCCAUGGGCUUUCCCCAGUUGCUCUAUACGACAUAAUGACGCCGAUGUUCGAACACAACCGUGGCGUGGACAAGUUCGCGCUGUUAACCUCUUCUUCUUUGAUGUCUUCCUUCACCCCCCAAGGUCUUAACCAGUUGUUGCGGGCGUUGGUCAACGUUUUUGUUGUCCGAUACCAAGACAAACCUACCGCAGAGCAACCUCGAAAAUACGAAGCCUGGAAGGUAUCACAUCCGGAGGAUGCUCCAGACCUUCCAGCCGGCCAG